AUGGAUAUCAAAAACGAAGAAAACGCCGAUGUGAAGCCAGAUGCAAUUGUCGUGGUGAAACAAGAAGAACAGCAUCCAGUUGAUAUUACUGUAAAAGAAGAGAAGGAAUGUAUCGAGAAAUGUAACGGUGAAACUUCGGAUGAUGUGAAACCUGAUGAAAAUGGCCGAAUGGAGUGCGAAAUUGACAUGAAAGAAAGUGAUGACUACGAUGAGUUGAAUGAAUUAAUAUCAGAUGAGGUUAAAAACGGCCAAGAUUCAGCGAAUGCUGAUAAAAAGUUGGAGACACUGCAAAUCGCCAUCAAACAGCUCUACAAUGAUCCAUCGUUUGCAGUUGUUUGUAGUUUCUUCAAUAAAUUCGCAUGCUUUCUUGGCAUUAAACCGCAAAAUUUCAACAAAUUGGAACGUUUAUUGACGAGUUUCCAUGAAACUGGACGAGUUGAUCGUGAACUGAUCGAUCUUCAUUUGACAUUGCUGCGAAAACUGAACUAUAAAUCGGCCAGAGUGAAUGGUUGGGAAAGGUAUCUGUUGAAGUAUUGUUCGUUGAAUCAGUCGUUGGAGAGUGAGUACUUGAAUAUCGAACGCUACGGCUACUUGCACUCAUCGAUCAACACCAAAUUAGCGGUGCUGAAAACGUUGUGCGAAAAUCAAUUCGAUUAUAAUAUAAAGUUUAAAGAUUCGGUGAGU
This is a messenger RNA of Anisakis simplex (herring worm), 684 nucleotides long. NCBI's taxonomy places the organism in Eukaryota, Metazoa, Nematoda, Chromadorea, Rhabditida, Anisakidae. The record is from the annotation of a GenBank genome assembly.